Messenger RNA from Macrobrachium nipponense, 920 nucleotides. RefSeq lists its product as uncharacterized. The record is from RefSeq and is a predicted model, not a curated record. The transcript is spliced from 4 exons. The coding region runs from base 76 to 378 and encodes 100 amino acids. NCBI's taxonomy places the organism in Eukaryota, Metazoa, Arthropoda, Malacostraca, Decapoda, Palaemonidae.
AUUAACUGAACCUGUGGUGAAGUUACACAGUCCACAGUAAACUACGACUCGGUGAGGACUCUCAGAAUCGUCAACAUGGGCACCUUCAAUCGAUUCCCACCAGCUCUCUUGGUCUGCCUGAUUUUGGGCUUUACCUGCGCUCAAGUGAAUGCUAUAAAUGGACCACCCUUGAACUCGACAACAGCCUCUACAGCCUCUCCUCAAACAGGGUGCUGCCACGAGGGCUACAGGUACGCCAAUGGCUGUGCAAUUGAGAUCGGCAAUAUUACGAACACAUGCACAGACGGUGAUUGGGUCCCAGCCCCAGCCCCAGCUCCAGCACCAGCACCAGCACCAGCACAAGGACCAGCCCCUCCACCCGGAAUAAAUGAUAACUAAGGAAGUGUUAACAUCUGAGCUAAAUCAGCAAGAGUAUUGUGAGACCAUCAUAUGUCAACACUGAUUGCCAACACGAGGUGUUAUGCAGAAACUGGGUCAUAAAAAUUAAAAGUGAAGUAUAAUCAGAUUGUAAAAGCGCUUGCUUGCUUCAUCCUAGAGAGGUAAGGAGUGUUGUUAAAUAAAGCCUGGAAUAAUAAUAUUCAAGUAAUUAAAAAUGUCAUAAAUAAAAUUAACAUCAUAUUUUAAUGUGGUGCUUGCAAAUAAAUUGUCCUGUGAUCUGCACUGUUAUGUAAGGUGUGAGAAUCAGCAAGCAUUUAAUUUGACUGCUUUUCAAAGAGUUAACCAUUCAUGCUUAUUCAAACAACUGUAGAAUCACUAUUUCCUUCAUGAGUAGAGAAUCACUUUAUUGUUCCUUUGAAUGAAAGUAGAUUCAACGAUCUUGAUAUGAACUUUAAUGUUAUCACUGUUUUCCAACGUUGGUUUUCAUAAGAUGAAUUGAUGAUUUUGAGUUGCUAUUUCGCUCGUCAUAUAACCUUAACUGG